AUGGCGUCGGCGUCGCGCGCGCUCCUCCUCUCCCGUGCGCUCCAGGCCGGCGGCGGCGCGUCCCGUCGCGUCCCCACCCUCCUGCGCCCGCUCGCUGCGGCCGCGAGCCUCCUCCCGGCGGGGGCGGGGGCGGCGGCGGCGGCGGCCCCCGGCGCGGGGGUGCGGUGCUUCGCGACCCAGCCGGCUACGUCCUCGCUGCGGGACUCGUCCCCGAACUGGAGCAACCGCCCGCCCAAGGAGACGAUCCUCCUCGACGGGUGCGACUUCGAGCACUGGCUCGUCGUCAUGGAGCCGCCGCCUGGUGACGCCUCCAACCCCGACAUCACGCGCGACGAGAUCAUCGAUAGCUAUAUCAAGACCCUCGCCCAAGUCGUCGGGAGUGAGGAAGAAGCUAGGCAAAAGAUAUAUUCGGUGUCGACUCGUCAUUACUUUGCCUUUGGUGCCCUUGUAUCUGAGGAACUUUCUUACAAACUGAAAGAAAUGCCCAAGGUCCGUUGGGUUCUUCCUGAUUCAUACUUGGAUGUAAAAAAUAAGGACUAUGGAGGAGAACCCUUCGUAAAUGGGGAAGCUGUUCCUUAUGAUCCUAAAUACCAUGAGGAGUGGGUGAGAAACAAUGCCCGUGCCAAUGAAAGAUCCCGGCGCAAUGAUAGGCCCCGCAACUUCGACAGGUCAAGGAACUUUGAGAGGAGAAGGGAGAACAUGCAGAACUACCAGAACAGAGAUGGGCCUCCUGCGCAGGGUUUCAAUGGCCCCCCACCUCCACCUGGCCAGAACCAGAUGCCUCCUCACCAUGGUCAGGGCAACAUGCCGCCGCCACCGCCGCCACAUGCUGGUGGUGGCCAACCAAACUAUCAGAACCAAAUGCCAAACCCACAGGCGGGCUACAACACUGGCGGUGCUCCUCACUACCAGCAAGGUGGUGCUCCUGGCUACCAAGGUGGACCUCCGGGGUAUCAAGGUGGUAACCAAGGUUACCAAGGGAACCCAGGCCCGGCCUACCAAGGUGGUAACCCUGGCUACCAAGGUGGCCCACCUGGUUACCCUGGUGGCAACCCACCACUUCCACCUCCCUACCACGGAGGCAACCCCAACACACCGCCAUAUGCGGGUGGUGGCAAUCCUGGCUACCCUGGUGGCAGCACUGGCUACCAAGGUCAAGGAGGCAACUCGAACUACCAAUGA
Miscanthus lutarioriparius is the source of this 1182-nucleotide messenger RNA. Lineage: Eukaryota; Viridiplantae; Streptophyta; Magnoliopsida; Poales; Poaceae. The record is from the annotation of a GenBank genome assembly.